AUGAGCUCCAUUACGCGCAUGUCGCCGCUAGACUUGCUGUCGCUAAACCUCACCAACCUUGACCCUCUGACAGAGAACUAUGACCUGGGCUUCUACCUGAACUAUUUGACCAAAUGGCCAUCCCUGUUCAGCACAGUGAAAGACCGCGAUGCGGGCGUUGUGGGCUACAUUAUGGGUAAACUGGAAGAGCAGCACCCAUCAAUGAGGGAAUCUCCUCAUUACACGCCGUGGCACGGGCAUAUCACCGUCUUGACAGUUGCACCGGCCUGGCGCCGACUCGGCUAUGCUAGCCGAUUGACAGAGCAGCUGGAGCAAGGAUCAGACAUUAACGAUGCCUGGUUUGUGGAUCUCUAUGUCCGAGCAGGGAACAAGGUAGCCGUGGAUAUGUAUAAAGGCAUGGGGUACUCUGUAUUCCGACGAGUGGUGAACUAUUACAGCGACGACCCAACGGGCAUGUCAGAAUCUGGCGAAGACGCCUUCGACAUGCGCAAGCCGUGUAGUCGAGACAAGAAACUCGAGCACGUGAGAGACAAAGGCGAAGACUUCCUGGUCAACCCAGAAGAUGUCUCAUAG
Messenger RNA from Penicillium macrosclerotiorum, 573 nucleotides. Its product is annotated as peptide alpha-N-acetyltransferase complex B subunit NAT3. Bases 1 to 573 code for a protein of 190 amino acids. The transcript has 3 exons. Gene Ontology annotation, molecular function: protein-N-terminal amino-acid acetyltransferase activity. Lineage: Eukaryota; Fungi; Ascomycota; Eurotiomycetes; Eurotiales; Aspergillaceae. The record is from RefSeq and is a predicted model, not a curated record. Gene Ontology annotation, cellular component: NatB complex. Gene Ontology annotation, biological process: N-terminal peptidyl-methionine acetylation.